This is a messenger RNA of Cloeon dipterum, 1037 nucleotides long. RefSeq names its product Rho-like (gene RhoL). Gene Ontology annotation, molecular function: GTP binding; GTPase activity. Bases 183 to 782 code for a protein of 199 amino acids. Lineage: Eukaryota; Metazoa; Arthropoda; Insecta; Ephemeroptera; Baetidae. The transcript has 5 exons. Gene Ontology annotation, biological process: small GTPase-mediated signal transduction. The record is from RefSeq and is a predicted model, not a curated record.
CUUUUCCCUGACGUCGUCGUCAGUCGGCGGAAACUCUAGUGGCGAACAACACACGUUCACAAUUCUGGUGCCCCUCGCUACGAUGCUCCACUGUUAGCAACAUUUGGAUAUUAUUAUUUUUUCUUCAGCAACUUCAGGCGAUGAUUUAUUAUUCUCUACACUGACGUUGCACCCGAUGCAGUAUGACUGUUGACAACACAAACGGGUCGGCAGGCAAAGUUUCACCGAGGCCCUUGAAGGUGACCGCCGUCGGAGAUGGCAUGGUGGGCAAAACGUGCCUGCUCAUCACCUACACCGCCAAGAAAUUCCCAAACGACUAUGUGCCCACUGUGUUCGACAAUUACGCGGACAACAUUGAAGUGGACGGCCAGGAGUACAACAUGACUCUGUGGGACACGGCCGGCCAGGAGGACUACGAGAGGCUGCGGCCGCUCUCUUACCCCAAUACGGAUUGCUUCCUAUUGUGCUACUCUCUCGGCAGUCGCAGUUCGUUCGAGAAUAUCGCAACAAAGUGGUAUCCAGAAAUUAGACACCACUGUCCUCAAGUGCCCAUUGUUCUAGUUGGUACGAAAGUGGAUCUUCGAAGUGACCCGACUCAGGGCACAGACGCGGCGGUUGUGUCAGUGCAGGAGGGGCGCAGACUGUGCAAGCGAAUCAAGGCAGUGUGCGUUGUCGAGUGUUCAGCCAAGAGCGGCGAAAACCUCACGUCAGUCUUCGAAUCUGCGGUGCGCGCGGCGACCAAGUCCAAGCCCAACAAACAGUCUUCCUGCGCCUUGCUUUGAUUCAUUUUUAGUCAAUGGACUCUGCAAAUAAUAUGUAUUAAUUGUGUUUCAUGUAAAGAAAUUGAGUGCCACAUCCAAAGUAUCGAACGACAAUCAGAAAAUCAAAAUGAACUGUUUUUAUUCCUAAACGUCUCUUUAAUUAUUUUACAUUAAGUUUGAGUCUUGGUCGAAAUUUUGCACAUUUUGUAAUUGUUUUGGUAGAAAAAAGAAUACUGUUAACGAUUAUCUAUAGCUUAAUAAACUACUUGACUUGAA